This is a messenger RNA of Megalobrama amblycephala (Wuchang bream), 3401 nucleotides long. Its product is annotated as ankyrin repeat domain-containing protein SOWAHB-like. The record is from RefSeq and is a predicted model, not a curated record. Bases 75 to 1355 code for a protein of 426 amino acids. Lineage: Eukaryota; Metazoa; Chordata; Actinopteri; Cypriniformes; Xenocyprididae. Gene Ontology annotation, molecular function: protein binding. The transcript has a single exon.
CAUUCCGGAAAACAGGUAAGGGCGUGACGAUCGGUCCACAGAGCAGUAUGUUUAGAUCUAGGACGAGUUAAGAAAUGGCUCUGACUCAAGAAGCGAUUUUAAACACAUUAUUAGAAGGCAGAGGAAAGGUGAAAAACUCCGAGCUGCUGAGCAAGUUCAAAGACCUACUGAACUGCAGUGAUCCGGCUGAGAAGAAGCAGAACCGAGAUCUCUUCAAGACGUUUGUCAACAACGUUGGUGUUGUUAAAGAGCUCCAGGAUACCAAGUAUAUAGUCCUAAAGAAAGUAUACCAUCACCUACUUGAAGCCUCAAACAAUGAGAACGCACAAAGAGAAGAUAAUGAAGGUGGAUCACAGGAAGAUGAGAAGGAACAAAAUGGAGAAGGUAAGAAGAAGUCACUGAGCAGAUCUUCAUCAAAGGCUUCAAACGGCACCGCAGAACUUUCUCCCAUAGAAGUUGCUUUGGAAAGAAGCAAGAAUGUGGACUUUAAACCGAAAAAGUCUUUAAAUUUCAUUGUACCGCUUAAGUCUGAUGACUCUGAUGACAAACAUGGAGCGGCCAAGACUAACAAACCAUUUGCACUUCCAUUACGAAUGCCCCAAACGGACAUCAGCCAGCAUCACAAGAAGAAGCUGUCCACUUCUGACUCUAAGAGAACGUCUAUAGACGGCGUGACCCGCGCUAGAAACUUCAAGACCCCGAAACAAGUGGAAGAGCCAAAGUACAACUCGCACCAUUGCCCGCUUGACACUGCGGAGCACGAGUGGAUGGUGAAGUCCGCGUCUGGACAGUGGAAUCAAGUGUACGGCCUUCUAUUGAAGGACGCUGAGCUCGCAGAGAAGAAAGACUUCAUGUCUGGGUUCACGGCCCUACACUGGGCCGUCAAGUGUGGAAACAUUGACAUGGUCUGUAAGAUUAUUGACGUGUCUAGGAAGAGCGGUCACGGGGUGGACGUCGACGCCAAGUCCAAUGGUGGCUACACGCCACUACACAUCGCCGCCAUCCACAAUCACGACUCUCUAAUUGACCUUCUAGUCCGAAAGUAUUGCGCCAAUGGGAAUCUAAGGGACAACUGCGGAAAGAAACCCUACCACUAUCUGCGCAAAGGGGUUUCGGUACAGCUGAGGGAGCUCCUUGGAGACCCAAAGGCCGUCCAGCAGGAGGUUCAACAGGUCAGGGAGGAGGUUGACCCGCAUAGAUACCCUAAAAGUCGGCUCUUCCCGACUCAUCCGGUGGGGAUCAAGAAAAAGAACAAGGGGAGAAUCCAGUUCAUGUCUUUGGCUGAAGACGUCAGAGCUGAGAGGGACGAGCCGGUGUCGCAUAAACAGAGGCUGGUGUCGGACGUCUUUCCAUAACCAUAUUAAUGUGAAUCAAUCUUUAUCUGAGAUUCCAGAAGAAUUCUGUUCUGAUUUUGACUAUCAAUGAUGACAUGCAAUACUAUUCUAAUCAUUCACCCUUGUGCGACAUUUAUGCCUUUUUCAGUUUUGUUUUUUUUUAUCAUUUUGCCUGUGUUAAUGCCAACUGGAUGGAUUUUGGUACAUGUGUGUAUUUUUAUUGGAAUUUUACUAUUUCACCCUCAUUUCCUUUAAAAAAUCUAUUUUACACUAGUAACACAAAAUAGUUCCUCUCAGGACCUUUUGGACAAAAAUGUCCCCAUUGAAACCCAUUAAAAGUGCAAUGUUUAAUCCCAGGGCCAUUUAACUAUAAAAUGAUGCAGUCUUUGUUAAUAGGCUUUCAUUUUGUUGUCAAGGCUUCAAAAUUUAUUUAUUUUUUACCAGAUGGUGCCAUUUUUUCAGGUUUGGCCUAUAAAGCAAACACUCGCUUUAUUCUUUUUUUUCUGCUUAUGCAUAUUAUGAGUCAAUUAGAUAAAUUAUGCAGCGUUAAUUGUGUGGGUGUGUUGGUGUGGAUGUCAGAGUGUGUUUUGUAUGUGUGCGUAAUAAAAAAAUUAUGUGUGUGCAGGUAAUGUUUGAGAGAGAAAAGAGUUUUGCUGUCAUCUAAUGGGGAAGAUUUGGUACUGCGCCCAAACAAAAUCUUACUGAAAGCUCAUUUUUUGAGAUAUCAACCUGAAAUUUGGAACACAACUUGUUUAGAUUUAUGGCUUUCAUUUUCUAGCAGUUUUAGAGUUCAACAUGUUUAAUAAAAUAUAUAUUUUAUAUAAAAUAUUGUUCAUAAACUUAAACCUCUAUAACUUUUUUUGUUUCACUUUUCAAACUUUUUUCUGCCAAGGUACUUCUUUAAAAUGAGACCAAACUUAAGUCUGUGCUCCCAAACUUCAAAUUUUUUGACAAAGACAUUUUUGUCCUCUAUAAUGCACCUAUGUGUAACUUUUUUAAUUGACGCACAAGGGUUAAAGAAAUUAAUAGUUUUAUUCAGCAAGAACACAUUAAAUUGAUCAAAAGUGACUAUAAAUAAAUGAACUUUUUCUUCAUCACAGUUUCCACAAAAAAUAACUGUUUUCAACAUUAUAUAAUAAUAUUGAUGAUAAAUAAUCAGCAUAUUAGAAUGAUUUCUGAAUGGUCAUGUGACACCAAAGACUGAAAUAAUGACAACUAAUAAUUUAAAAAUAUAUUUAAAUAGAAAAUAUUUCACAAUAUUAUGGCUUUUCUGUAUUUGUGAUUAAAUAAAUGCAGCUUUGAUGAGCAAAAGAGACUUUAUGUAUUCUAUUAUAGUCUAAUAUAAUGUUUUUGUUUUUUUCCUCAAGUCAACAGAUUUAAAUUGAGAAAUUACACAUGAUAUACAUAUGAAAUAUUCGAGCUCUUUGUCUCAGGCAGUGUUACUCACUGGGAGUGGACAAAAUCUCUCUAAUUGUUCUUUUCUGACGGUUUAUGCAUCACAUGUUUGAGGUGUUGGGAAACAUUUUUGAGAAUUAUUUUGUUCUAGAUGUUAAAGGGACAGUUCACCCAAAAAAUUAACAUUUGUCAUCAUUUGCUCACCCUCAUUUUGUUCCAAACCUGUAUGAGUUUCUUUCUCCUGUCGAACACAAAAGAAGAUAUUUUGAAGAAUGUCGGACACCAAACAGUUGAUGGAUCCCAUUGACUUCCAAAAAAAAUUAUAGAAGUAAAUGAGUACCGUCAACUGACUAAUGAUUACCAACAUUCUUCAAAAAUAUCUCAAACUCAAACCGGUUUAGAACAACUUGAGGGCGAGGAAAUGAUGACAUAAUUUUCAUUUUUGCGUGAACCAAGCCUUCAGAACACAUUCAAGUCAUACUUUUUAUCUCAAGUUUAAUGCUGAUCAACAUGCUUAUCUUUAGUCAUCCAUAUCCCAGGAUUCCCACUGUCGUGAAAAACCUGUAAUUAUGAAUUGUAUCUUAUCUUACGACAAAUGCAUUUUCUUAUUCAAAAGCGUCAUUAUUAUGCAAAUAUUAUUAAACAGAACUUAAUCUUGUGCUUGAACUUUGA